Molecule: messenger RNA, 1191 nt
Organism: Microthlaspi erraticum
Lineage: Eukaryota; Viridiplantae; Streptophyta; Magnoliopsida; Brassicales; Brassicaceae
Source: the annotation of a GenBank genome assembly
AUGGCCGGCUUCAUGGUAGCUCUGAUGAUGAUAGUGGUGAUAAUCUCUCCUUGUGUCUAUGGAAAAGGGAGCUCUAAUCACCAAGAUAUCGAUGUACAAAGACUUUUGAAACGGUUCAACAAGCCUGCUCUUAAAUCUAUUAAGAGUGAAGAUGGAGAUAUAAUAGAUUGUGUUUUAAUUACUAAUCAACCAGCAUUUGAUCAUCCUCUACUUAAGAACCACACCAUCCAGUUGAGACCGAGUUUUAUCCCGAAAGUUGAUUCUAAGUACACCAAGAAAAAGGCAAAGGCUAUGAAUCAAGUGUGGAACAAGAAUGGAGAGUGUCCGAGAAACACUGUACCUAUCAGAAGAACAAAGAAAGAAGAUAUCUUACGAGCAUCGGCUGAGAGUUUCCGGAAAAAAACUCAUCAAAGCAUCCCUGAAUACCAAAGUCCAAGUACAGGCCAUGAGUACGCGGCCAUGGAGUUGAAUAACGGAAAGUUCUUCGGGACCGAAUUUGUAAUAAAUUUAUGGAAUCCAAAUGUCCAAGAUUCCGAAGAAUUCAGCUUGGCUCAGACUUGGCUUGUAUCUGGAGAAGGCCCUAAUCUUAACAGCAUUGAAGCUGGUUGGCAGGUUUAUCAAGAUAUGUAUGAUGACACCAAUACUAGAUUAUUCGUUUUCUGGACGAACAAUGGAUACCUAGGAGAUCAGUGCUACAACCUGAAAUGUCCAGAUCAUGGUUUUGUUCAGACGAGCAAUGUUAUCAGUGUAAGUGGAUCCUUAAAUCCCGUGUCACAAUACGACGGAGAUCAACAAGAGCGCCUCAUGCUUAUAUGGAAGGACGGUGAGAACUGGUGGCUAAAGAUCGGCGACGAGAAUGUCGGGUACUGGCCUGGCAAUUUGUUCACUUCUCUAGGAAAUGGAGCCACCGCAGUUAAAUGGGGCGGUGAAAUUGUAAACAAAAUGACCGAUGGAAAACACACAACAACGGAUAUGGGAAGUGGGCAUUUUGCAGACGAAGGAUACAAGAAAGCGAGCUAUUUCAGGAAUAUUAUGAUAGUUGAUGAAACCAAUACUCUGAUAGAACCACAAGGACUUACACCAUAUGUUUCUAAUGGUAACUGUUACAGCAUUAAGGAAGGAGAUGGUGGAACUUCUUGGGGGAGUCAUUUCUUUUUUGGCGGUCCUGGUCAGAACGAGAGAUGCCCUUGA